Molecule: messenger RNA, 1901 nt
Organism: Marmota monax (woodchuck)
Lineage: Eukaryota; Metazoa; Chordata; Mammalia; Rodentia; Sciuridae
Gene: Lcn12
Product: lipocalin 12
Exons: 5
Coding region: 468-1664 (398 amino acids)
Molecular function (GO): small molecule binding
Source: RefSeq, a predicted model, not a curated record
CCAGGACAGGGAGCUCGCAGAGGAGGUGCCCUGUCAGGCGGGGGCCUGGCCGCAGCCUCCUGACCUCCUCAGCUGCCAGUGGGGUGGAGGAGGAGUGUCCAUAGAGGGGCAUUGACUUCUGAGGCCUGACUUCCAAACGGCCAGGGCAGCUGGAAGCCGAUGUCUGGGUCCUCCUCGCUAGAUCUUUUUUGGGCAGGACCCUGGCAGGGUCCCUACUUCCAUUAGGGGGACAGCCCCUGCCCUCAGCUUGGGUGGAGGUCCCUUUGGAAGUCUCUGCCGUUCUUACCAGGGAGCCCUGGUGCACCCAGGCCGCCUCCCCUCCCCCUCUGGCUGGCUCCGCCCAUGCUCUCCUGGCCACCAGGCCAGCUGGUGUGCCACCCUCGCUCACUCAACUCAGGGGUCAUGUGGAGUCCUGGGGGCUGGGGACAGCUCUGUGGGGCAGAUAUCCCAUCAGGACUGCACCAGUCAUGCUCUCUGCCUGGGACAGGAUGUUCUGUGUUGGGAAGGGUCGUCAGGGCAGGGCUGGGCAGGGCCCCGACCUUGGUGGGACACUUGAAAGGGGGCGAAGGCACAGAGGGAUCCAAAGACAAGGCCCAGGCCAGGUCCAACAGGCCUUCCCAGUCCCUCCUGCCUGGGACUCAGGGAACCACGGCGGGGGAGGUCUGAGGAGGGACCAUCCUGCCUGCCCUGCCUCCCCAAGACUUCCCUCCACAUCUCUUCCGCCACACCCCCUUGGGAGGGGCACCCGCCAGGUGAGCCCUAAAGAGGUCCCUCUAGGGCCAGUGGCUACCAGGAUGGGCCCUUGGUGUGUCUUGUUGCUGUCACUCACCCUUCCAACAGUCCUGCAGGGCCAGGACCCAACCACCCCACCACAGGUGGCAAACUUCCAAAGUAAACAGUUCCAGGGGCAGUGGUUUGUCCUUGGUCUGGCAAGUAACACCUACAGGAGAGAAGACCGGGCUUUGCUGAAUACCUUCUCCACGACAUUUGGGCUCAACCAAAAGGGCCACUUUGAGGUCUCCAACACCAUGACCCGGAGAGAAGUGGGCAGCUCCAGAUGGUCUGCUGGGGACAGCCUUCAAGUGGCCCUGCUAGAUGGCAAGCGCUGCAACACUUGGUCUUACGUGCUGAUCCCAGCAGCCCAGCCUGGGCACUUCACUGUGGACACCAAGGGCGAGGCUGACCCAGGCGGGAGGGCGGGGACCGGCACGUUCAGUGAAGACGUCCAGGUGGUCGAUGGCGACUACACGGUCUUUGCCCUUCUGCUGUCCGUCAGACGGAUGGGCAGCCAGACCACAAUCAGGAUCAGUCUGCUGGGCAGACACUGGAAUCUGCCCCGCUGGACGCUGGACAGAUUCACCUGCCUGGUCAAAGCUCAGGGUCUCACCAAGGACAACAUCGUCUUCCCAACUGCCAUCGGUAACGCGUUCACAGGCAGUGGACAGUGGGAAAUGGAGAGCAGGCAGGCUGGGCGGGGCCUUCUAGAGGACCCCAGGCUGAUGUCCCCAGCCCCUACCCCAGAGCAGGCUGGUCCCUUCUCCCUUCCCCUGGUCCCCUUUCCACCCCCUCCCAGUCACCUGCCUGUUUUCCCUCACAUCCCUCCCAGGCCCACCCCUCUCCUCUCCCUCAUGGCCUGUCCCACUGUCCCUCACCCUGCCUGCUGAAGCUGCUGAAGGGCCUGCCUCGCCCGCCCUGCCCUCCCCCACUGUCAGCCCAGGACCCCAGAGUGGCUGUGUGACCUUGGGGUCAGUGACAGGAAAGGACAAAGGGACCCAUGGCAGGGCAGGGCCGUGAUGGCCACCCCAGGACAGGCCAGCCUCCCUCACUGCCCCCAGUGUGCACUCCACCAGCGGAGCUCUGGGCGGCCAAGAGGGGGCCCAGCAGGGCCAGGCGGUCCCUAG